CCUGCUUCCCCCACCCCACCAGGAUGUCGUGUGAGGAGGCUCAGCUCCACAAAGAGAGGCUGCAGGCCUUGGCGGAGAAGCGAAAAUGGCAAGCCGAGAUUGAAGACAGGAGAAGCCAGCUCGAUGACCUGGUGCUGCAACUACAGCAUAUCAAGUCCAAAGCCAUGCGUGAGCGAUGGCUCCUCCAGGGAAUCGGAGUGGAGGAAGAGGAGGUGCGGCGGAAACAGCUGGAGCAGGAUGAAGAGCAAGGGAGGAGGCUGGAAGACUUAAUGCACAGGCUGGAGUUUGAAAUCGUCACUCUGGAGAACGAGGAGUCUCAGAUAUCCGCCAAAGAGCAGGUUCUACGGGAGCGUCUGAAAGAGACGGAGCGCUCGAUAGAAGACCUGCAGAAGAGUCUGAUGACCCAUGAUGGAGAUGCCACCGGCUGCAUGUCCGCCCCGCUCUCGGACUGCACGGACCCCGAUCCUGAUCACGUCGUCCUGGCCACGCAGCCCAGGACCGGCCCACCUGCCACAGCAAGACCUGCAUUGUUUGCCAUGGAGAUCAACGUGCAGCAUGACCCGCUGACCGGCGAGCAGCGCGUCCUGUCAGCCAACCGCGUGAGCCCGCUGGAUGCGGCGUCGCGCGGCGUCAAAGUCUACGACGAUGGCCGAAAAGUGGUCUACGAGGUCACAUCCUCUGGGGGCGUGUCCACCAGCACCAUGGAGAACGGUUGGAGCUCCACGCAGGUGGAGCAGCUGAUCCAGCGGGCUGCAAGACCUGGCGUGCAAGCAGGAGAUGGCAGCCAGGGUCAGGUGAUGGUGACCCCGGCUGCCCCGCAGGCUUAUGUCUGCGGGGCAGAUGAUGACCUGUCUCCGCCCUCCUGCGCCCCACCAUCCGUUCCUUCAAGCCCACCAGCCCAGGUCAUCCUCCAGAGGGAGACCCGGCUUGGCAUGAUGCCCCCCUCUGCUCCCAUCACAACCCAGCCCGGCUCCUCAGCCCACCCGGGCGGCGAGCUCAACUCCCAGCCGCAGGCCAGCGUGGAGCACCCGAUCACCAUGGUGUUCCUCGGCUACCAGGACAUUGAAGACACGAGCGAGAGCAGGCGGCUGCUCGGGUUCGACGGCGCCGUGAAGGCCGAGGUGGUCCUGAUCGACGAAGACGACGAGAAAUCGCUGAGGGAGAAGACGGUCGCUGACCUCUCCAUCGUCGAUGGCACGGCGGCCGACCUCGUGUCGGGGCGGCCGGCCACAUCCGAGGCCGUCAGCACGGAACUGUCAUCCGAUGGCCGCGAGCCUGACAGCACCUCCUCGCCCCCCGCCAAUCCCGACGCCAACACGGCCCCCCCGCCCGGCCUCACCCCCGCCACAGGUACAGACAAGAGGAAACGCUGCGAGUGCUGCGUCCUCAUGUGA
Molecule: messenger RNA, 1394 nt
Organism: Cyclopterus lumpus (lumpfish)
Lineage: Eukaryota; Metazoa; Chordata; Actinopteri; Perciformes; Cyclopteridae
Gene: palm2akap2
Product: palm2 and akap2 fusion
Exons: 7
Coding region: 24-1394 (456 amino acids)
Biological process (GO): regulation of cell shape
Cellular component (GO): membrane
Source: RefSeq, a predicted model, not a curated record